Molecule: messenger RNA, 3171 nt
Organism: Tuber melanosporum (Perigord truffle)
Lineage: Eukaryota; Fungi; Ascomycota; Pezizomycetes; Pezizales; Tuberaceae
Exons: 13
Coding region: 1-2757 (918 amino acids)
Source: RefSeq, a predicted model, not a curated record
AUGACAGAGAAUUGUUGUUGUCGCCAUUGUGGCGCACGUCUGAAUGAUACAUCCAAGCUGACCUUACUAUUCUUAUCCCACUUCCUCGCCACUCCUAUAACCAUUCGUUCUCAAGUUAUCACAUCCACUAUCCGAUCUCCACACUCCGUAGGGUUAUAUUACUCUCCUAAAAAGUAUCUUCUAAAGAGGGCUACUGCUGCCCCAGUCUCCUCUCUCCUGCAACUUAUAUACUGCUCUAUGUAUCUAAAUGCUAUCCUUUCCCCAGCGCUGGGUACAACAACGGUGCAAAGUCAUACCAAGGAGGAGAUCGACUUCGUCGCAGUCCUAGAAACAUCCCAAGAUAGUCGCUACGAACAAACUAGAUGGAUUGUUCAGCUCUGGUACCAGGAAUCAGAGGGCCCCUGGAAAUCUGCGGACUUCUCUCCCAGUGACGGCCUAAUACCGCCAAUAUUAUCCACUGCCGCUGCCCCAAACAUCACCCGGAGGCGUUACUCCCUCCACCUAAAAUGCCGGAACACAAACCCCAUCCAGUUUACUCUACGCCUCAAAUCUGUGCUGCGGGAGAACGCGCCAUGGAUCUGGAGCAAUGAGCAGAAUGGUCUUGGGGACGGUCGAGUCAUCUUCCUUGGCCCUUCCACUGGCCUCCCCACAUUCAAAAGCCUUUUUCAUGGCUCAGACUCCAACAUCGAGGCAACCUGCGCAAAGAGUCAAGUACCCGAAGUUGAGCUCUUUGAUGUCACGGCCCCUGCUCCUCCUAUCACCAACGGAUCAAGUACAAUUGCCUUGGGUAUUCCCGCAGGCCUAGAACUUUAUUACGCACUAGUUAAAUUGAGUUCUCCAUGGAUGGGACCUCGCCAGGGCAACUCCCACUUCUCAAUUGAUCUCGAUGGUCUCCUUACAGGAUUCCUGCGUUCCGACGGGAGGCAUGUUGUAGUUCUUGGCGUCUCUGGAAUCAAUGGUUGCACCACAUAUGUUCGCUCGGAAGCAGGAAAGGUUCUGCUAAAGACUAGAAAUGAUGCCGGUAAUUCCCAACAUCAUCGUGCAAUUAUCGCCACUGGGUGGAAAUACCAGGAUGCCGUCAAUGCUGCUUUUUAUAGAGCUCGAGAAUUGAUUCAGGCUUUGACCCCACUUUCAAACACUGUAAAAAAAUCGUCAUCCAUCCCUUCCUGGUAUGAAACCUGGUAUGACGGUCUUGCGUACUGCACUUGGAAUGGGUUGGGCCGAGAGCUUUCUGAAGAAAAACUACUCUCUGCCCUCCAAGAACUUACCGAUACCGGAAUAUAUGUUACCACUCUCAUCAUUGAUGAUAAUUGGCAAUCACUACGCGACGGCAGUCGCUGGGACAUGUUCGAAGCGAAUUCCAAAUUUCCACUCGGACUAGGGCACACAACUUCCGAAAUUCGUAGGCGAUUCCGGAACAUCAGACACAUUGCUGUUUGGCAUUCAUUAUUCGGAUAUUGGGACGGCAUUGCUCCGGGUGGCUGGAUUGAUACCAACUACAAAUGUAUUAACGUCAAGUGGCGCGGGGGUAAAGACAUCUGUGUUGUAGAUGCCUCAGACGUUGCACUAAUGUACAAUGAUUUCUACAGUUUUCUCUCGAAAAAUGGCAUUGACUCCAUAAAAUGUGAUGCGCAGUAUGGGAUCGAUGACUUUGACGACCCCAAAGUACGUCAGUCUUUAGGCCCAGCGUACCAGGAAGCAUUUAAAAUAAAUAGCCUUAAAUACUUUUCUCGACGAGUGAUUUACUCCAUGGCACAUAUCCCCUACAUACUCUUUCGGGAAUUGCUCCCUCACGAUGCGUCACGAGUCCUCUUCAGAAACUCUGACGACUUCUUCCCUGAUAUCCCGAGUUCACAUGUGUGGCAUGUGUUCGCCAACUCGAUGAACAAUAUAUAUACCUCGAAUCUGAAUUGUUUACCGGAUUGGGAUAUGUUCCAGUCAGCCCUUCCCACCUAUGCAGGAUUCCACGCAGCUGCAAGAUGCAUCUCUGGUGGCCCUAUCUAUAUUACAGAUACCCCUGGUCACCAUAACAUAAGCCUCAUCAAGCAAAUUAGUGCCUAUUCACCCCAAGGUUAUACUGUUGCACUCCGCCCAAGUUGUAUUUCCCUUCCUACCGAUCCCUUUGUUGCCUACAACAGUAAUCGUCUUUUGAAAGUUGGUAAUUUCUCUGGAGGACGCGGGGGUAGCUCCAUACUUGCGGUAUUCAAUGUCUCCGAAAGUCAGAAUUCAGAACUUAUCCCUAUGGAUGACUUUCCCGGUUUAUUGCCUGGGUAUACUUAUGUUAUUCGGGCUCAUACCUCCGGAGGGGUCACGGCAGUAACUCCAGGAACAGGCUCUUUAAUGCCCAUAACUUUACCCCAAUAUGGCUGGGAAUUACUCACAGCAGUACCGGUGGUCGAAAUCACGCAUCUUAAAUCAACAGGGCAUUUCACUUUCGGGGUCCUCGGUAUUAUCUCGACCAUGGCAGGUGUAUCCGCCAUCAUACAGCAGUCAGUAAAUAUCGGAUUAGCACAUAUCACGGUAACUAUCACGCUGAAAGCUCUGGGUACCAUUGGGCUCUAUAUUUCCGACCUUGCGUCCCAAGAUAUCACUAAAUUCCUCGUGACAAUCGCCGGAAAUGUUGUUCCCUUUCAUACAGUGAAGAAGAGCUCUCAGAGCAACACCGUCCUCGAGAUAGAUCUUGAGACUGCCUGGAAUGAGCUAAAUCUCUCAACCGGGUGGUCCAACGCGAUAGUAAUUGGAUUUCAUCUGAAAUAAUCCCGCCAGCCGUCGUGAAACCUCUCAAAACCGCGGGAGUGUUGUGGCCACUUUCUUAUUCCCACCGAGCUUUCCUAAUGCCUCCGUGAACACUAUCUGCACCUCGGCAUUCUGUCACGUUUUUUUUCGUGUUAAUACUAGUUGCAUCUUAUCAGUUGCGCGCCCCUCUAGUGGCUGCUUUCCGCUACAAAAAAUGCAUAAGUGUGGAAACUCAUGACUUCUCUUUUUAUUUUUUUUGGAGAUUACUCAAUAGUAUCAGGAAGCAGCCAGACCGUAAAUCCCGUUAUAGUUGUAUUCAGCUUUCGUCAUAGCCUUAGAACAAUACGCUAUUAGUUUUCCAACUCCAUCCUUAUCUUGUUGAGGAACCAUACUGCUGUGUACAUAGCAUGGUACGUCAGUUUCUAUUUUGAUCAA